GGCGGCUCCAAGUAGAGGGCGAGCCCUGAAGCCUCAACUGCAAUACUGAUACAGCCUUGUGUACAAUAUCAGAUCUGACAAAAUGCAACUCACGCAGUAGGUGUUCAAUAUAUUCUUACUGCCACGUUUAAGCUUUCUGCGAUACUAAGCCCUCAUACAGCAUCCGCAGAGCCCCUCGGGCAAACCUCACUGGCUUCGACCCCAGAGCCUUCGUAGCAUCCUCAGGCUCUCCAGCGAACGAUCCAUGGCGGAGGAGGUAGGCACAUCGAAUCUUGAGUCAAUUGAGUGCAAUUGACGCUAAUGGGCUGCGUGCAGAGAAGCCUGGAGAUACGCUGGACAGUUCACGCGAUGGAACCGAUUCAAAUCCGCCUUCCCCGGAUUGGGCAUUGCGAGUGUGGCAUUUGCGGCAUACUGCGGAUAUGAGUACAUGUUCUUGAAGGACGAUCACGCACAUGCGGAAGGAGGCCACGGUGAAGGCCACCACUAGAUCCGGAGAGGGAGAGUGAUAUCGGGACUGCUGCAUUGUACAUAUGGGACGAAUUGCGCCUGGCGAACGACAUGUCUUCCAAUGGCGACUCGCCAAAGAUUUCUUCCCGUCGGGCUCGAGGGGGGUUUUAUGCUUCUUCCUGGAUUCAUUGGGAUAUUUGGUCAAUGAUUCAUCGAGACUCGGCGCAUCUGAAGGUGGGGAAAGGCAGAGCGAAGGGGUUUGGGGACCAUGCCAUGCUUUGCCAUAAGAGAACAAGGACAGGAAUGCGUCAAUAGUAGCGCAAU
Messenger RNA from Hymenoscyphus albidus, 771 nucleotides. The record is from the annotation of a GenBank genome assembly. Lineage: Eukaryota; Fungi; Ascomycota; Leotiomycetes; Helotiales; Helotiaceae.